CCGGCUUCCGUAUCAAAAUGUACACAGACGCUUAGUGCUCUGCUGCCAACGUAUCCUCUCAGUGGAUUAGCAUUAGCGUUCAAGAUGUUUUUAAGGAAGCAGCGUGUUAAAUGUUAUUAUUCGCCUUAGUUGUUAUUCUUGUUAAACUCUUCGCAGCGGUCUACGACACACCGAACACCAUUCAGUCUUACUGCUGCUAGUUAGCGACUUAACUUAGCAAGCUAGCUCGCUCCAUUACAGCUGUUCUGUUAUCUGAUGCUAAUUAGUAGCCUUCAGCAAAAUGGAGACAGUGUACACUCAAGGCAUUUGGAUGGCCGAACAUCUACAGUCCCAAACCAGAAAUUAUAAAUCUUUCUGGCUGCUCGUUACUCAUAUGGGAGACCCAAAAGCGGCGUUUCUGCUCGUUUUCCCACCCGUUUUCUACCUGCACAGACGCACCGGGAUCGCCAUCCUCUGGGUGGCUGCAGUAUCAGAGUGGCUUAAUCUCGUUUUUAAAUGGGUCCUGUUUGGUGAAAGGCCUUAUUGGUGGAUAGGUCAGUCGGGUUUAUUUGUGAAAAACAUCCCUUCGGUCCAGCAGUUCCAGUCCACCUGUGAGACGGGACCAGGUAGCCCCUCAGGCCAUGCCAUGGUCACUGCUGCAGUCUGGUGGGUGCUGGCAUCAUCCCUGGGGUCUUUUCUUCAUUCUCGCUCUGGCAGUAAGAUACUGGCUGCCAUACCGUACAUCUUCUACACGCUGCUGUUGGGAGCAGUCGGUCUGUCUCGAGUCUUCAUUUUGGCUCAUUUUCCACAUCAGGUCAUUGCUGGCAUUCUGACAGGUUGUUUUUCAGGCAUGAUGCUGGGAGUGUUUUUAAACCGCACAGUGCCAGAUUGUCGCCCCCUGCUGUUCUUCCUGUGCUCCAGCAUGGCUCUGCUGUUUGGAGCGCUGCUCAUGCACGCUGGGCUGAAGAACGUUGGCAUCGACCUCGCCUGGUCUGUCGCGUUGGCCAAGAGAUGGUGCUCUAAGUCUGAGUGGGUUCGCAUGGACACAAAUCCGUUCUCUUCUCUGAGCCGUGAUGCUGGAGCACUGCUCGGGCUGGGGCUUGCCCAGUUCUGGAAGCCUGGAGGAUGGCCACUUCCCUGGGUCCCGAAGACCCUCUGCAUGGCACUGUCCUCCAUGGCCCUGUACCAUGUGAGCCGGUUUCCUCUGCCUACAGCUCCAGCCCUGCUUUUUUACUCACUAUUUUUCCUCAAAUAUGUCAUAGUGCCCCAGGUAGUGAUGGUGCUGGUACCUGGCCUGGUGCAUCUCCUUACAGCCAAACCAAAGAAGGACUGAGGAUUAUGAGAAGAGACUGACUUUUAACCUCUGUAUGCAGUCAAAAAUGGCCAUUGAAGGUAGUGUAUCAUCAAAUGGCUGCCAGUUAUGUGGAGGAUCAUCACGUUAGGUGUCGUAAGUUAUAAUCCUACAUUCAGACCAAAUUUAUUCUUCAGCAAUUCCUCUGACACCAGUUGAACAGUGAAGCAUUUACAUUUGAGUGAGUCCUGCUUAGACUAGCUUUUUACAUUAUUUAUUCUACAGAUGUGACUACAGAAUCUUCUACAGAAUCUUCCAUACUGAGAAGAUUUUAUUACACACAGAAGGGAAAUUGUUCAGUCUCAUUAAAAAAACAAUGAAAACACUCCAAGUCCAAAAUAGUCCUUUCAUCCAAAACAUUUCAUCAAUCCAUAUCCAUCCACCAGUCUAAACCCUUCCUAGGGUAGAACCAUCCUCAAGUCUGAAACCAUCCAACCAUUUAAAUUGUCCCCUAGUCCAGAAAAACCACACCCAGUCCAAACACUUUCUUAGUUUAAAAACCAUCACUUCCAAAACCUAGCUUCAAGUACAAACCAUUUUACUUAGAGUAUGAAUGUCAUGUAAAUAUCCCAAUCACUCAAGAUUGACAGAUUAAUAUUAAAGGAAAUGUCCAGAGAAAUCGUCUCAUCUUCAGUACUCUCAGUCCUGAGCAGUGAGCAUUUUGCCACUUCUCUGUUUUCAGCAUCGUUUAUCUAUCCAGAGCGAUUACAUGUAUCUUAUUUAUACAGCUGAGCAAUUCAGGGUUAAGGGCCUUGCUCAGGGGCCCAGCAGUGGCAACUUGCUGGUCUUCAGAUUCAAGCUCACAACCUUCUGAUCAGUAGCCCAACACCUUAACCACUGAGCCUUGACUAUGUCCCUGUUUUCUUAGGUAUAAAUACCUAAAUUUGCUUACAUAUACAGUUUGUUGGUCAUCUAUCUUAAUUAGGAAAUACACGUUGUUGGUACAAGGUCAUAGAAUUGCACAGGCUAGUUCAUUUCUAGAAAAUUCUACUCCUGGAUGCCACUGCUAUAGCCCCCUAUCUUAGAGACCAAAGUCAACCUUUCUGAUCAUGAACAUAAUCUGCAGCAGAAAUAAGGAAAAGCCCCCCAGCUCACUGAAAAACAUGCACACAGAAUCGUUGGUGGCUAGCGAUCUAAGGGCCCAUGGUUAAUUCUGCUAGUACUGUGAAUCUGGUCGUCUGAUUGAAAUGAGGACUUGACUGUAAACGGAAUAUUGAACAUUUCGACACUGUAUGCAGUAUUACAUAUAUUCUCAGUUGGAGAUAAAAACCUAAUUGGCUCUUCUGUUCUCCUGACCAAAAUGUACAUCCAAAUCAGCACAUACACCUUUCAGUGCUUUUCAUCAUCUAUAUAUGUUUAGCACCCUUUGACACCGGUAACACAAUGGCACUGCCAUUAACAAUAAUGUGUUACCUAGAGAGAAAAUGAGCCAGACUAAAUGCAACAUCAAGCAUAAUUGCAGAUAGUGGGAGCCUUAUUGUGUGCUCAUAACACAAAGGAAAACUAACGUCAUAGCAGUGGCCUGAUAUAUUAUCGCCAUUUUUGUGGCAGUAACCGGGAGAAUAAAGGCAUUAUUGUAUAAAAAAGGGCCUUUAGUCUGUACAUAAUUGAAAACCAGUGAUGUGAAUUGGUAUCCACAUGCACAAGCAUAGAAAUACAAAGAGCUUUAUAAAAAAGGAGGGUCUCAGAUCCUGUACAAACUAUAAACUUUGUUAAACAAAUAAAUUGUUUUGAAGAAAUUGUUUAAAAAUUUGAUUUAAAAAGUUGCAUUAAAAUAUAACUACACUACAUCCAACAUAUGACACUGCCAUAAAACAUUGUCAACUACAUGGACUGUACUGGAAUUGUCUGUGUCGCAUUUUGUUUUAAUUUUUUCCAAUUUAGGUGUUUCAUGCAAGAGGUCAUUCAUGUAGAAUUUGGCCACUAGCUUGAGUCUUCCUUUUAUUUUUUACUCUCACACCCUCGCACAUGAGCUCAGGACUAAGACCCGAGUAGUUAUAGUAAAAAUAAUCUACCUUUAUUAUUAAACGGUUAACAAUAUUUCAGAUUCAGAGCCUAAAAACUUUCCUGAAUGGAUCUUUCCAAAUAACAUGACAUUGGAGCAGCAUGUAAUAUGACUUGAGAACGUCUAUUAAAGAUCUACUAGGGACUUUUGCUGCACCAGAAUGGUGAAGGUUUAUCUGAAAAAGGUAUACAGGAGAAGUCAGUCUUCCUUCCACUAUUCUCAAGUUACUACUGUUUUAUUGUCAGCUUAAAUAUUGGAGUGAUUUGAUUACUGUAGAUUUUCCUUGUGGUGUGUUUUGCAGUCUAUCUACCUGGUUUGUUUUCUGAAUAUAAUUUUUUUUUAUACAUACAUAGAAGAGCAUUUGAACAUAACAGAUGCUGGUCCUGCACUAGGACCCUUUCAGACGUUGUGUUUGUGGCUUAUGUGUGAUAACAAUGAGGCGGUUAGGUAGGAUGGGACUAAAAAUAAACUGCUUCCCACUGGGUCCAUCUGGCUAUAUGUACUGCUGCUUAUUGUUUACUAGCUAAAACAGCGAGUGAGCUGACGACUGAAGACCUUGACUUCACUCCAAUUAUGGCAAACCUGUCGCAUUGUAUUGGAUCCGUUUUGGGUUUGAACCACUGUGUAGCUUUAACAUUAUGGUAAGGGACUCUGUCUUUUUGGAAGGUCAAAUGUCGAAGUCCAAGGCUUCUUCCAAGCACCAUCUUGACCAUAGAGGCAGAGAAAGCUGGAUCCUUCAACUUUUAAGAGAAAAUAGUGCAAAUCAGGCUGGGGUACAGAUUGUUUACAUGUUUACACCUCUUAUCGUAUGCUUCUGUCCAGAUUCUCUUCGGACGUGACUUCUGCCAAGACUUCCUUUUACAAGCUUGAGGCUUC
Molecule: messenger RNA, 4211 nt
Organism: Hemibagrus wyckioides
Lineage: Eukaryota; Metazoa; Chordata; Actinopteri; Siluriformes; Bagridae
Gene: g6pc3
Product: glucose-6-phosphatase catalytic subunit 3
Exons: 6
Coding region: 281-1312 (343 amino acids)
Biological process (GO): glucose 6-phosphate metabolic process; gluconeogenesis
Cellular component (GO): membrane
Molecular function (GO): glucose-6-phosphatase activity
Source: RefSeq, a predicted model, not a curated record